CUCCAUCAAAAGGACUGCUCCACACAUUCAGGGAACACCCACCAACAAAACCCAUCUCCACAACCACCAGAUUAUCUCACCAGCAAGUGAGACUGCAAGGUUUGGGGGCUUGGCUGUACCACUCCGCGCGGCGCAUGGGGGGGUUCGUGCCCAUUUGGCUGCGACUGACCGUUUCCCCUCGCUUGGUUUUGCCCCUGCUCCCCCCGCGCAGGCACCCACAGUGCGUCAGGCCGGCGCUUUAUAGCGGCAGACUGGGCGGCUCCGCUCGCUGUUUUUCCUCUUCUCUGGGUCGUGGUUCCUUUCAAGGUUCGCGAAGAUGCAGCUUAAACCGAUGGAGAUUAACCCCGAGAUGCUGAACAAAGUGCUGACCCGGCUGGGGGUUACCGGCCAGUGGCGCUUCGCGGACGUGCUGGGACUGGAGGAGGAGACUCUGGGCUCGGUGCCAGCGCCUGCCUGCGCCCUGCUGCUGCUCUUUCCCCUCACCGCCCAGCAUGAGAACUUCAGGAAAAAACAGAUUGAAGAACUGAAGGGACAGGAAGUCAGCCCUAAGGUGUACUUCAUGAAGCAGACCAUUGGGAACUCCUGUGGCACCAUCGGGCUUAUCCAUGCAGUGGCCAAUAAUCAGGACAAACUGGAGUUUGAGGAUGGGUCAGUUCUGAAACAGUUUCUUUCUGAAACGGAGAAGUUGUCCCCUGAAGACAGAGCAAAAUGCUUUGAAAAGAAUGAGGCUAUCCAGGCAGCUCAUGAUGCUGUGGCACAGGAGGGCCAGUGUCGGGUAGAUGACAAAGUGAACUUUCACUUCAUUCUGUUUAACAACGUGGAUGGCCACCUCUAUGAACUUGAUGGACGGAUGCCUUUUCCAGUGAAUCAUGGCACCAGUUCUGAGGACUCACUGCUGCAGGACGCCGCCAAGGUCUGCAGAGAAUUCACUGAGCGUGAGCAAGGGGAAGUCCGCUUCUCUGCUGUGGCCCUCUGCAAGGCAGCCUAAUGCCCCGUGGAGGGGACUGGCUCUCUCCCUGCGUCCCUUCAUCGUGAAAGUAUACCCCUACCUGCGCGGUCCAGAAGCUUCAGUCCUCCCAGAGCACAGCUCUCCUCCUUCCGUUCUGCAGAUAAGCGCCUGCCCUCAGCCACGCCCACGCGCUCAGCUGUCAUUGAGCAGUUUGGUGUCAGCCUCAGACGGCGAAGCGAGCCCCUCGUGUGUGUCGUACCUCAGUAUCUAACGCUUUAAUGGCUCCUUUGGUUUGUGUCUGUAAGUUAGGGCCUUGGAUGUGGUCUAAUUGUUCUUAAAAGGAAUAAAACUUUUCUGCUGAUAA
This is a messenger RNA of Vicugna pacos (alpaca), 1313 nucleotides long. It is a transcript of the gene UCHL1, whose product is annotated as ubiquitin C-terminal hydrolase L1. Gene Ontology annotation, molecular function: cysteine-type deubiquitinase activity. The record is from RefSeq and is a predicted model, not a curated record. Lineage: Eukaryota; Metazoa; Chordata; Mammalia; Artiodactyla; Camelidae. Gene Ontology annotation, cellular component: cytoplasm. Gene Ontology annotation, biological process: ubiquitin-dependent protein catabolic process; protein deubiquitination.